AUGAGUGAACUAUCUCUUGGCAUGUUUGAUCUCUCGCUUAAAAGCAAUUUUAAUCCUGUAAUUAAUGAGCCUGCAAUUGAGGCAUAUGUAGCUGCUGUUAAAUCUGAUAUUCAGAGAUUGAAAAUGAUGCAUUCUGUACAACCUUUUAGUCAUCCAAAUGUGACUGCUGAUGAGAUGGUUGCCCUUAAUGAAUUGAAACAUGACCCCGAACUUACAAUUAAGGCCGCCGAUAAAGGCGGCGCGGUGGUCGUGUUAGACACCCAUAAAUAUAUUGCCGAAAUCAUGCGGCAAUUUGGUGAUAAUACCAUCUAUAGGCUUAUCGACUCUGAUCCCAGGUUCAAAAUUGCUGGGCUUAUUGGGAAUGUAUUAACCAAUGCUUUGGGUGCGGGGGUCAUUGAUGAGGGGCUUGUGGAUUUUCUUACCGUAACGCAUCCGGUCACUCCUGUGAUUUAUGUGUUGCCUAAGAUCCACAAGUCCCUCAUUGAUCCACCGGGCCGCCCCAUCGUAUCGGGCUCUGACUCAAUUUUUAGCCAUAUUUCCAUCUUCCUUGAUAAGGUUUUGCAUGGUUUUGCAUGUGGAGGCAGCUCCUAUAUACAGGACACCACAGACUUCUUACUCAAAUUGCAGAUGAUUGAUCUGACUAUAACUCAGAAUAAAAGUUACAGAAAAGGUGUUAAACAUCAAACAGCUCACUUAAGAGGGAAGCCAUUUUCAUGCUCAGAAUGUGGGAAAUGUUUUAAGCAUAAAUCAGCUCUUGAUAUACAUCAGAGAGUUCACACAGGGGAGAAGCCAUUUUCAUGCUCAGAAUGUGGAAAAUGUUUUAACAGGAAAUCUAAUCUUGUUACACAUCAGAUAAUUCACACAGGAGAGAAGCCAUUUUCAUGCUCAGAAUGUGGGAAAUGUUUUAGGCAUAAAUCAGCUGUUAUUAUACAUCAGAGAAUUCACACAGGAGAGAAGCCAUUUUCAUGCUCAGAAUGUGGAAAAUGUUUUAACAGUAAAUCACAUCUUGUUGUACAUCAGAUAAUUCACAUAGGAGAGAAGCCAUUUUCAUGCUCAGAAUGUGGGAAAUGUUUUAACAAGGAAUCAAAUCUUGUUGUACAUCAGAGAAUUCACACAGGAGAGAAGCCAUUUUCAUGCUCAGAAUGUGGGAAAUGUUUUAAGCAUAAAUCAGCUCUUGAUAUACAUCAGAGAGUUCACACAGGGGAGAAGCCAUUUUCAUGCUCAGAAUGUGGAAAAUGUUUUAACAGGAAAUCAAAUCUUGUUACACAUCAGAUAAUUCACACAGGAGAGAAGCCAUUUUCAUGCUCAGAAUGUAGGAAAUGUUUUAAGCAUAAAUCAGCUCUUAUUUUACAUCAUAGAAUUCACACAGGAGAGAAGUCAUUUUCAUGCUCAGAAUGUGGAAAAUGUUUUAACAGUAAAUCGCAUCUUGUUGUACAUCAGAUAAUUCACACAGGAGAGAAGCCAUUUUCAUGCUCAGAAUGUGGAAAAUGUUUUAACCAGAAAUCAGCUCUUGUUACACAUCAAAAAACUCACAGAGAGAAGCCAUCUCCAUGCUUAGCCCUUUAGUGACCACCCUUAUGUGUUUUCAUGGUAGUCAGGGUCGCUAACUGGCUUUAUUCCGUCAGACACUGCUUUUUACAGGGAGAUAAAACAGAACCUUGCUUUGAGUUACCAGAGGUGGCUGAGGUCUUGUAGUGAUGAUUGGGACCACUGUGAGAGCUCCCCAAACAUGUAUUGU
Bufo bufo (common toad) is the source of this 1738-nucleotide messenger RNA. Its product is annotated as oocyte zinc finger protein XlCOF22-like. The transcript is spliced from 2 exons. The coding region runs from base 1 to 1566 and encodes 521 amino acids. The record is from RefSeq and is a predicted model, not a curated record. NCBI's taxonomy places the organism in Eukaryota, Metazoa, Chordata, Amphibia, Anura, Bufonidae.